This is a messenger RNA of Erpetoichthys calabaricus (reedfish), 6180 nucleotides long. RefSeq names its product nuclear protein, ataxia-telangiectasia locus (gene npat). Lineage: Eukaryota; Metazoa; Chordata; Cladistia; Polypteriformes; Polypteridae. Gene Ontology annotation, molecular function: protein binding; transcription coregulator activity. The record is from RefSeq and is a predicted model, not a curated record. Bases 204 to 4802 code for a protein of 1532 amino acids. The transcript is spliced from 18 exons. Gene Ontology annotation, cellular component: nucleus.
GCGAGAAGGAACAGUUGUAGUUCCGGUUGAACUGCAAUGAGUUUCCGCGCCUUUUUUGUUUUCAGUCAUUUUUUUUUUCUUCGCGACAACAUAGGUGGAAAGUACUGUAAGGCGUUCAAAAGAAGUAACGUACCUGUGUAUUCAUAUACGUUUCGAAACUGCAGGAUUUAUUGUAGACCCUACGAAUAACUAUAAAGAGGAAGAUGUUACUGCCGUCCGAUAUUGCGCGGCUUGUUUUGGGUUACUUACAGCAAGAAAAACUUAUGAACACUUGUCGAGCUUUUAUUUUGGAAAGCCCAAAUCUGAAGGAGUAUGCUGAACAUAGCACUGAGGAUGGGAGCAUUCCUGCUUGUGUUUUUUCACUGUUUGGCAAAACUUUGACGGCAAUAUUAAAUGAAUACAUCAUCAUAAAAGCAAAAGAUUCAAGUCAGGAAAUACAGGUUCCAGUCAUCAUGGCAUCUUUAUGGAAAAAGCUGGAGUUUACUCUUAAUCAAAUUAAGAGUAUGCAGAACUCGCAAAGUUUCGUGGCUAAUCAGAAAAUUCGAACAAGGAAUGCUAUAGCUGAAAUGAGGAGACAGCAGGUGCGAUCUUCCUCUCAGCCUACACAGUGUCCUAUGGUAAUUUUGGGGUCUUCAGAUCUUGGGCAGAAUGCAACUACAUCACUGUCAUCUUCAUCAAGAAUACUUGGAAAUUCAUCUCUGGUGACAUAUGGCUCUCCUGUGUCCCAAACAGUCAACUAUGAUAGAAAUCAGGCUAUUAAUCAGGACCAUGGCAGACCUGUGGCAAAUAUUAAUAGAGAGUCUCCCUUACAAGUUGUUGUAGCUGAUAGAAGGUUUUCUUCUGGAUUAUUGUCCCCAGGAAGGAGAAAAUGUGAAUCUCCAAGGAGAAGAAACACAGUUUUGGCUGGACCAAACAUACCUCCUAAGAUUACACCGAGCAGUGUUGUUCAGUUAACAGAGCAAGAAGUUGAUACAGUCCAGGAGAUUAUUGGUGAAAACUUUCCACAAAUGGUUAUUGAAAAUGCAAGAGAGAAGAUACUAAGUGACAAAUCAUUGCAGGAAAAACUUGCAGAAAAUAUAAAUAUGUUUUUGGGAAGUGAGACAAAUAUUCAGCAGAUUUCAAAGCAGUCUACAAGCAGUGCUUUAGUUCCUGAUCAGUCUAUUGAUGAAAUCCUAGGACUUCAGGGAGAGAUCCACAUGACUGAUGAGGCAAUACAUGAUAUUCUGGAAAGGACAGAAUCUGAUCCUGCUUUUCAGGCAUUGUUUGACUUGUUUGAUAAUGGAAAGAGUAAAAACAGUGAUGAUGAUUCUCAAGAGCAGUCUAAUGUGACCUGCCAGGAUAACAUGGUACCUUUGGACAGCACUGAAAGAAGUAAAGAGCCCUUAGAAAAUACUUCUGAAGCUAGAGGUCAAGGAACAAGUAUUGAAAAUAAAGGGCUUGAAAUGGACAACACAUUAUCCAAAACAAAAGCUAUUCAAGAAAAUAAAAGCAGGAAAUCAGGCAGAAAAUCUUCAAAUUUGCUUCCUGUUGUCUCCAAGGAGCUAAAAUGCCCUGAUGAAUCAGAUGAAUAUUUGCCUUCUGAUAAAUUCACAUCCUCAGAUAAAGAUGGCACUUUUGGUAGCUUAUGUGCUACCAGCAGUGAGAAAGAGGCCUUGCUGUCCACAAUUUCUGUACAAAUAAAUGAAAGUCUUAACACAAGUCUUUCCACAGUCGAUAAAGAAGUAUCAAGUACAUUGAAUGUACAAAAUGAAUGUGAGAUGGAGACUGAUCAGCCAGCUCUGGAUCCGUGCCAAUUGGAGGAACUGCCACCUGAUACAGUACAGGAUUCAGGUACUCUGACUGCCAAUAUAAAGUCACCAAAUAAAAAAUUAGACACUGCUGUUGCUACAGAAACAAGUAUUCAACUGUCCCAGUGUGAUACUACACAGGGUUCUGUUUAUGUAGACCCUAAAGAGUCUAAUGAGCAGAGAACAGAAACUGCUGACAGCACACAAAAAGCUAUAGAAAAUUGCCAGCAACCAGAAAUAAUAAUACAGCAGUUUCAAGGAUUUCAGAUAAGUAACUGCUUAUUGACAACUCUACAGCCCAGUUCAACCAUAGAAACUCAUAAAACUCCAAGUGAUGUAGUAGCUAAAAAUAUCAUGUCUCCUCCAGCUGUUAAGCAGAAAAGAAAACCUGCAAUCUUGCGUCGAGGAGGUAGCAGCCCAUCUUCUCUUAAAGGAACUCCCAACAAAAAAACAUCUGCAGAUUCAAGUUCAGAGGCAGAAAGUAGCAAAACAGAAUGUAUGCCAAACUCAGUUGAAACAGUAUACCCUACAUCUUUUGAAAGUUCUACGACAUUGAAUACUGCUCUCCAACUUCCUGCUGGGCUUACUUGGUUGCACAAAGAUGGUACCAGUAGUUCAAGUGAACCAGGGUUUGACAGCAAUAUUGUUUCACUAAAAAUUAUAAUUAGCGAUGAACAGAAGGAUUCUUCAAGUGAUUCUGAAUUGAGCCAUGCAGUUUCUAGCAUUACAGAGGAUCGUAUACCCACUAUUAUUUUAUCAUCACCAGCUAAAUCACCUGAAAAGGCUAGUCUUGCUGUCAGUUCAGACAUGAACUCAGAUGAAACUGUUCUGGCUGUCACCUGCCUGCAAAAUGAAGAGAAUGCAUCUACCUUGGAGAGCAGUUCACAAAUGGCAAAGUCGGAUGAUCAUAUUUUAGGCAUUCAAACUCUAAAUGUUGAUAACAGUGUUCAGUUGUCUUUGCCUAGUUCUGCAGAUGUUGUUCAAGAAGGAGGAUUUAUUCAGUUAUUGCCUACCUCUACCACAUAUGGAGGUUCAAGUAACUACAUAAUUGUAGCUAAUCAAGCUACUAUAGGCAAUAGUGUAAAGCAAACCCAUCCAAUUGGGCAAGUUACUCCUGCACCUCACAACCUGAACAGUCCCUUGGGAUCCAGGUCAAUAGUUUCUGUUGGCCAGACAGUACCACACAGCUAUGGCCCAGGUUCUAGAAUUAUCCUUUCUUCUCCAGUGCAACCAGUACUCCAAAGUGUGAUGUUCCCUGUAUCUGUUGUUGGACAAAACAGCACUACCACCUUUCCUGUUUCAACUAAUCAGGUAUUUCAUGUCCCAGUUGGUUCCACUUUACCAACUACAGCAAAGUUGCCUAUACCAGCAAAACCGAGACAAAUAGCACUCAAAAGCUCUUCAGACACAAGAAAGUCCUCAAAUGUUGGAUCGGGAUCCGAGAAAUCUGCAAAUGUCAGUAGUAUACCAAAGCAAAGAUCUACUGUAAUGCAAACAUCAGGAACUGAGGAACAGCAGAAGCCCUCUGUAGUGCCAUCUGUUACGGUUUCAUCAGCAUCCAGCUCUAGUCUAAAAACAAGUCUAAGUCACAAAAGAGUUCUGUGUUUUGAUAACAUUUCAACAUCCAAAAGCUUAAACACUUCUGUAAGCAGCAGCCAAACAAGUGAAUCUAAAGCUUUAAUGGUGGAAGCCCCUUCAUUAACUGUGUCAUCAACAACUGUGGAGUCUGAAAAAACAUGUCAAAACAGUCAUUCCAUCCCUAAUAUUUCUGUGAAGAAAGAUCAGACCCAAAAAACAGGAACUGGAGGAGACUCAAGAACUACUGAACAAACCGGAAUAUCAGGAGGACAUCUAGGUAAAGCAAAGUUAUCAGAUGGGCAGGACCAAGUGAAUCAAAGAGAGAAAUUCUCAGCAUCUGAAAGUGUACACAAAAUAACAGUUCUUGAAUCCAAGAAUGACUCGGAUGUCAGAAAAUCAUGUGAUUCUGUUAGCAGUAAGGAUAGAUCUAAAGAUACUGAAUCACGAAGAGACCAGGAAAAAAGACGGAAAUCUACUUCUUCUGUAAAUAAGAAGAAUGAAACACCUGUACACACAGCAAAGACUGAUAUACAUCAAAAAGAUAAGUUCACCCCGUCUGAUCAUAAAGAGAAACACUCAGGAUCUGGAAAAGAUAUAGAUGAGAGAAGGAGGUCAGAAAUGGCAGAAAGUCGUGCAUCAAAAAGCAAAGAGGUGCGGACCGAUAAAAAGUCGUCCUUGGAAGAUGCUGCUAAUGUCACAGCAAAUAAAGAAAAUGAACUAGAGCCAGAGCAAAGCAAGCAGCGAGCCCAAGAAAAUGCUCCUACUAACUCACAAAAUGACAAACCUUCAGUUUCAUCCAAUAUUUCUUUGCAAGUUCCAGAGGAACAGAGGCUUAAAAUUCGUAGAGGCAAGGGUGUCAGUCCAUUAACCAAGCAGGCAGCUGAAAUUCUACAGGAUAUUCAGGGACAUGUGCCAGGUUCUCCUCCCUCAAAUAAGCUGAUAUUGAGUGGCUCAGAACUACCAAUACCACAGACUCCUGGCUCAGGUAAACAUAUAGAAGAUCCUUUAGACUGCCCAAAGACUCCUGUGCGACGGCGAAUAAACAAAGAAGGAGAACUUACACCCAGGCAUCUUCCACCACCUGCCACACCAGACUUGCCUACCUGUAGCCCAGUGAGUGAAACUGGAAGUGAGAACAGCAUCAACAUGGCUGCUCACACACUUAUGAUUCUGUCUCGAGCAGCUAUUGCUAGAACAGGCACUCCUUUGAAAGACAGUGUUCAGCAGACAGGAAAAAUAUCUCAAAACAACAAAAAUUUAGGCAAAAAGCGGAAGCUUAGUGAGGAACAGAAGAGUCCGCCAUCAAAAAAGGAUCAGCAGAGAUCUGUUUCACCUGCAAGGAAGAAGAAAACAAAAAAACAGAAGAAGCUAUUGGAUUCUUUCCCAGAUGGAAUGGAUGUGGACAAAUUCUUAUCUUCACUGCACUAUGAUGAGUGAGAAAAUGCCUUGAGCAGUGCAUGGAACACGCAAGACUGCAAAAACCUGCAGCAUAUAGGAUCAGCGAAUCGGCACGGAUGAUGGUGGGGGGAAAAAAAUCAGAUAGAAAAACAAAUAAACUUGUUUUUUUUUCUCUCUUUUCUCCAGAGGGUCUGCAGAGAGUGCAGGAUUCAUUCCAGGAAAAGCUUUCUUGGAGACAUAGGGAUUUGCCAUUACUUUAAAAUAAAUAUAUAUUGGAAAGAAUCGGUUUCAAAUAUGUUAGUAAAAAAUUGUGGCAGUAGAAGUGAUUGGACACUUCUUAGUCACCUCGUUCCUUCAUGCCAUCUCUAGUUUAUUUAUUUUUAAAGGGAGAAAUCUGUGUAAAGCUGCUUAAAUUCCCCCUCACUUUAAACUCUGAAAUGAACAAGUGAUUCAUUGUUUGUAAAGUGUAAAUAUACCAAUCUUAACAUAAUUUUAUUUUUCUCUUAUGUACAGCAAAUUCCUUAUUGAACUAAUUGAAUUUAAUUAACACUGAAAUGUUGCAUUAUAAUGAAAGUUGCUCAGCAAUGCUUUUCUUCAUUGUCAAUUAUUUAUUCAUUUAUGAUCCCAGUAUAAUCAGUCAUCACUUCUGUGGCUGACUGUGCUACAUGAAUAAAAUCAGUGUAAAACCAGUGCUAGAUUUUCCUGCCAACAACACUUAUUGAGAAUAAAUUAAAUUAAUAGUAUUUAUAAAUCAUUUAGCAUUUGUUGUUACCUGUCCAACCUUGUUUCUAUUUACUGGGGAUGAUCUGACGUUGCAAUAUAGUAAAUUUGGCAAAUCUUGGUCCAUUGUCCCUGGCAGAUUCAGUGCCUUGGUACAACACGCCAGUUGGACGUGGGUGAGACGCUUUACGGGAGGUAGAAUUACCUCCAUUCUCUUAGUACCUGCUGUGUUCAAUAGGUAACUAAGCUAAUAUGUACUUUAUUCAAGACUUGGUAUGUGUUAUUACGUUACAGUCUACGGAUACAGAUCUUGGCUGUAACUAUAAAUUUGUCCCCCAGUUUCUAUUUUUUUUUGGACAUUUGACUUAGUUAAAACAUUUCCCAAUUUUCAUAUUUGACAUUUGCACUCUGGUACUCCAACAGCUACCUGCAGUACAUUAUUUACUUUAGCUCAUUUCUACAUGCUUACUUGAGCCUUGAAGACUUUGUACUGUUUUUCUUUUGUUUCGCCACGUUUUCAUAAAAGUAAAUGGUGUGCCUUAAUGUACUUGGAAUGCAUUGCAUCUUUUUGUCACAUAUUCUACAUCUUUUAUUUCAUACUGCUGUUUUAAGUGGUGAGUGUCUCCUGAAAACCUCUGAAGCUUUGCAUUGAUUUGCAGACAAGUUUAGUUAAAAUAAAUUUUAUUCUUGUGAACCA